Teleopsis dalmanni is the source of this 1686-nucleotide messenger RNA. RefSeq lists its product as uncharacterized. The coding region runs from base 60 to 1670 and encodes 536 amino acids. Gene Ontology annotation, biological process: DNA repair. The transcript is spliced from 2 exons. The record is from RefSeq and is a predicted model, not a curated record. Gene Ontology annotation, molecular function: protein binding; polynucleotide 3'-phosphatase activity; double-stranded DNA binding. NCBI's taxonomy places the organism in Eukaryota, Metazoa, Arthropoda, Insecta, Diptera, Diopsidae.
UACAUUUCCAUAUUAUUGUUUCACGCGGUUUUGUAUAAUGUUAUUUAUUUUUUAUUUAUAUGUUUAAAAUUUAUCGCUUAAGGAAAUUUUAUAAAAUGUCAAAAGUAACAAAAGAGAUGUCAAUGAAAGAAGAGGCUUCUUGCAGUGACAAGAAUAAUUGCAUCCUUAAACCUAUAUCGUCAGAAGAUAAAAUAAUCAAUUUGGGAGUAGGUAAAAAUGUUAUUGGACGAAGUAGAGAAACAGGAAUAUGCGAUACUCGAUGUUCAAAGCGCCAGAUAGAAUUAGAUGUUGACAUAGAACAAAAACGUAUAAAACUCAGAGUUUUAGGAUUAAAUCCAAGUGGUGUUAAUGGUCUCGUGGCUAUGCAGGAUGCUGUGUGUGAACUUCAACAUGGUGACUUUCUAGAAAUUGUGUAUGGUAGACACUCAUAUGAAGUUGUUUUUAAAUCAGUUGAAAAAUCAUAUAAUAAAAAUACUUUUCCAACUGAAAAUACUAGCAAAACGAUUAAGAAUGAAAUUGAGGGAUCAUGGGAAUCUGUUGAAAAUGGAAAAGUGAUAAUUUUCUCAAGUGAUGGUGCUAAUUCUUCUGAAAAAAUUGCAGCAUAUGAUAUGGAUGGUACAAUAAUUAAAACAAAGUCUGGAAAUGUGUUCCCAAAACAUAUGGACGAUUGGGAAAUUAUUUACCCAGAAGUUCCGGUUAAAUUAAAACGUCUGCAUCAGGAUGGUUACAAAAUUUGUUUCUUUACAAAUCAAGGAGGCAUUGCUAAAGGAAAAACAAAUCUGGACGAUUUUAAACAAAAAAUUAAAAAAAUAUUAACAAGAUUGGGAGUGCCGGUUCAAGUCUUUAUUGCAAUUUCGGAUGGAUACUACCGGAAGCCAUUACCAGGAAUGUGGGAAUAUUUACAAAAAAAUAAAAACUCAAACAAAGAUAUUGUUAUUGAAAAAUGUUUUUAUGUUGGAGAUGCCGCCGGUCGUCCAGAAACUGGUACUGGAGUUGGAAAAAGAAGAAAGGACCAUUCACUAGCUGAUAGAUUAUUUGCAGCUAAUAUUAAUGUAACAUUUUAUACGCCAGAAGAACAUUUUCUUGGUCAUAAAACUGAACAAUGGAUUAAACAAGAUUUUGUACCCAAGGAAGCGUUUAAAAUAUUACCUUUGUUUGAGCCUGAGGAAACAAAGAUUGGUGUUGCGAAGUGUGAAAUAAUUAUAAUGGUUGGUUUACCUGGAUCAGGUAAAAGUCAUUUUUCUCAUAAACAUUUACUUCCACAUGGAUAUGUUUUAGCAAAUGCUGACACAUUGGGUAGUACAGCCGCUUGUUUGAAAGCGUGUGAAAAUGCACUUAAACAAGCCAAAUCGUGUGUAGUGGACAACACAAAUGUCGACGUCGAGUCACGGAAAAAAUUUAUUGCUUUAGCAAAAAAUGCAAACGUGCCAUGUCGUUGCUUCUUGAUGAAUGUCUCAUUAACUCAAAUACGACAUAACAUUGUCUUUAGACAAUUAACUGACAGUUCGCACUCAAAAAUUAAUGAUAUGGUUUUCAAUAUGAUGAAAAAAAAAUUUAAACCACCAACAUUGGACGAAGGAUUAACGGAUAUUGUAAAGGUUAACUUGAAACCAGAAUUUAAUGAUGCUGAAAAUGAAAGAAUAUAUAAAUUAUUUUUGUUAGAAAAGUAAUUUAUUAAACUUUAUA